Molecule: messenger RNA, 3452 nt
Organism: Tachysurus vachellii
Lineage: Eukaryota; Metazoa; Chordata; Actinopteri; Siluriformes; Bagridae
Gene: acox1
Product: acyl-CoA oxidase 1, palmitoyl
Exons: 14
Coding region: 137-2119 (660 amino acids)
Biological process (GO): lipid homeostasis; very long-chain fatty acid metabolic process; fatty acid beta-oxidation using acyl-CoA oxidase
Cellular component (GO): peroxisome
Molecular function (GO): FAD binding; fatty acid binding
Source: RefSeq, a predicted model, not a curated record
AGCGAAGUUCACGUAUGUUUCUAGGCCAGAGUUGAAAGAUUAUACAAUACGUUAUUCUCCAAAUAACGUUCAGCUGUGUUUGUGUGAACGUCCUCAGCUUUUUCUGAUCAAGAGAAAAGCAACAGAAUUUGCAAGAAUGAAUCCUGACCUUCGUCGAGAAAGAGAAAAUGCUACGUUCGAGUCGGAAAUCCUUACAAACAUAUUGGACGGAAGUGUAGAGAAGACCCGAAGGAGAAGAGAAAUAGAAACUCUGGUGAUUAAUGACCCUGACUUCCAGCAAGAAGACCCGAACUUCCUGUCCCGCAGUGAGCGCUAUGAUGCGGCGUUGAAGAAGAGCGUCCAGAUGUUUUCAAAGAUCCGAGAUUUUGGCAUCUCUGAUCCUGAGGAGAUAUACUUCUAUAAGAGAUGCGUACACAAUGGACGCUCAGAACCACUGGACCUUCACCUGGGCAUGUUUCUGACCACGCUUCUGAACCAGGCCUCGCCAAAUCAGCUGGACACCCUCUUCACGCCCGCAUGGAACCUGGAGAUUAUCGGCACCUAUGCCCAGACAGAGCUCGGGCACGGAACACACAUCCGUGGACUCGAGACCACCGCGACCUACGACCCCUCCACGCAGGAGUUCGUUCUGAACAGCCCCACGGUCACUUCCAUCAAGUGGUGGCCAGGAGGACUGGGCAAGACGUCCAAUCACGCCAUCGUGUUGGCGCAGCUGUACACACACGGCAAGUGUCACGGACUCCACGCCUUUAUCGUCCCUAUACGGUGUAUGAAAACCCACCAGCCUCUGCCGGGUGUGGUUGUAGGUGACAUUGGCCCCAAAUUUGGCUUUGACGAGGUGGAUAAUGGAUUUUUGAAGCUGGACAACAUUCGGAUCCCACGUGAGAACAUGCUGAUGAAGUACUCCAAGGUCCACCCUGAUGGCACGUACGUGAAACCCCCCAGUGAUAAGCUGACCUAUGGCACCAUGGUGUUCAUCCGUGCCAUGAUUGUAGGAGAGUCAGCCAUCGCUCUGUCCAAAUCCUGCACCAUCGCCAUCCGCUACAGUGCCGUCCGGCAUCAGUCGGAGCUACGAGCUGGAGAGCCUGAACCACAGAUCUUGGACUACCAGGCUCAGCAGUAUAAACUCUUCCCCCUGCUAGCAACGGCCUACGCCUUCACCUUUGUGGGCCAGUACAUGAAGAACAUGUAUAAUCGCAUCACUGGAGACAUCAACCAGGGAGACUUUAGCGAGCUUCCUGAGCUCCAUGCUCUAGCUGCAGGUUUGAAAGCUUUCACUACCUGGACUGUGAAUGCAGGGAUUGAAGUGUGUCGGAUGGCAUGCGGAGGUCACGGUUACUCUCGAAGCAGCGGUCUGCCGGACAUCUACGUCACCUUUACGGCCACGUGCACCUACGAGGGCGAGAACACCGUCAUGAUGUUGCAGACGGCCCGGUACCUGGUGAAGAGCUACAGACAAGUGCGUGAUGGAAAGCAGCUGAGUGGCAUCGUCUCGUACUUGAACGACGCUCACCAGCGUAUUCAGCCUCAACCCACUGGGUCCAGACCCACAGUCAUCAACAUCAACGACCUGCAGAGCCUUGUGGAGGCAUACAAACUCCGUGCUGCCCACCUGGUGGAAACGGCAGCGAAAAGCCUUCAGACAGAGCUCCAGCGCAGCAAGAGCCAAGAGGACGCAUGGAACAACAGCUCCUUAGAGCUCCUCCGAGCCUCUGACGCCCACUGUCACUUUGUAGUGGUGAAGAUGUUUGCUGCUAAGCUGAGUGAGAUCAGUAACACAUCUAUCUACUCCGUCCUCAGCACUCUCGCUCUGCUCUAUGCCCUGCAUGGCAUUUCCAACAACUCGGGAGACUUUUUGCAGGCUGGUUUACUGACCGUUCCUCAGCUGGCUCAGAUCACUCAGAGGAUUAAGACCCUGAUGGCUGAGAUCCGUCCAAACGCUGUGGCUCUGGUGGAUGCCUUCGACUACCGUGACGACAUGCUUAACUCGGCGCUAGGCCGCUACGACGGGAACGUCUACGAGAGCAUGUUCGAUUGGGCCAAGAAAUCUCCGCUCAACCGUACGGAGGUCCAUGAAUCAUAUUACAAGUACAUGAAACCUCUGCAGUCCAAACUGUAAGCGUGAAGCUGGCACGUCUCUUCAGCUAUGAUUUAAGGGCACUUAUUUCUAACUGGAGAAUAACCUCUCAAUCACGUAAAAUUCAUCUGAUAGAUUCUCUGCAGUUAUAGACCACAUGAAUCAGUUGUUACUCUUUGAUCCGUUUUUUUGUUGUUGUUUUUUUUUGUUUUUUUCCAUUUUAAUUCUUUAAUCUGAAGUGAUUUAGAAGUCAUGAAGUUUGUUGUAGCUUGGUGGCAUUUCCGGGAUAUAAAUUCAGAACCAACCCAUCACUACAGUAGAAACAUAACCGAUAAGCUAUUACUGAUGUACAUUGUAGGUAACAUGCUAAUAUAGAUGGUGCUGUUGGUCCCAGGUCAGUACGUGAUAAAAAUGAGUAUUGCAUUAUAUGAGGAGUCUGUUCAUGUUCGUUAUUGAUUUUGAUUUGCGCUAUUAAUUUACCCCCACUGUUUUGGUGUCCAGAUCUGUGUUCAAUAUGUUUUAUAUGUGUUUUUUAAUUGCACAUCAUGUUUUUGGCUCAUUUUGUGAAUGAAAGGUGAUAGAAAGGUCUUUCAUUUGAUAUUAGCAUUAAUAUAUUGAGUGAAAUAUGAGCAAAAUGAAUUACAGCCUGUACUGAGGAGACUCUAGGAGCAUUUACUGUAUUAUGAUGUAAAGUUUGUAAUUUUUUGUCAAUUGUAAAAAUUCCCAGCAGUGCUUAUACUCCUGUGAGUUACUAGAUUUCACAUUAACGUGUCCGUUUUCCUGAUUUCAGAAAAGAUUUUUAAUGCGAAAUUAUGUAUGUGGAAUUUCCAGCAAUAGAAAUUGCUAAAAUUAUUUGAAAACGCAAGAAGAAACUAAAUGCAAGAUCAGAAGCAGUACAAAUCGACAAUGAGCCUGCUUCGUACAUAAAAGCACUUAAUACAACGUGUUGUGUAAUAAUAUUAUUCUCUAACCAGACACAAGUUAGGUGGAUGAGUCUUGAAUCACUGAUUGAUUGUCCGGAAAUUUUGGCUCUGUUUUUCAAGAAAUUAGAAUGUUAAUAUUAUGGAUGUUUGAGCAACUGUUGAUGGCACAAAUCUUUUUAGUCAUCUUAUAAUAUUUUUAUUUUUUGACAUGGUAGUUUGAUUCAUGGACAUUGCAUUUCUGUCUGUUGUUCUAAUGAAAGCUUACUAUUGUGUGAGUACGUUAGUCUUGCUUACUUUAUGAUUUUUGACCAAUAGUUUGAUUUAUGCUGCAAUGAAUUGGUCAUAAAACUACAGUCUAACUCUGGAAAAUAAAAUGCUAAAACAACAGAAAUUUCUGAAAUCAGGUGUCUUGGUUGAUCACUUGAUUGUCAAAUAAAAUAUUCCCAAUUCAA